CCGCCGGCUCACCGGCCGGAAAGCGAGGAGACGCCGAGCAAGGACGAUCCCCCGCGGCUUCUCCCUCUUGAUCCGGACUGCGGGCAACCGGCGCUUGUGUGCGGAACCGCCUGCCAUCAAUCUGACCAGACCAGCCCCGAACCUUUGCCAGCCGGCCUUCAUCAUGGCUAUGGAGCUGGCCACCCCCGGCCAGGACCUUCUAAGCCCCGCAUCACAGCCACCAGAAGUCUUUGCUUAUGAGGAGGAGGAUUUUGCGCUGCAGGGAGUGGAGUGGCCGGCCGGCCACCACCUCUCGCCUUUCGACAGAGUUCUGCAGUCGGGCUGGGAGGACAGGAUGAAGAGGGGACUUUUCCGCUACCCCUUGGGAGACCUGCAGACCCGGAUCCUGCCAGGGACGGUGGGGUUUGUGGCCCAGCUGAACAUCCAAAGAGGGGUCGAGAGGAGGCGACCCCAGGAGAUCCGCAGCCUCCAGCAGCCCUUUGACCCCCAGCAGUUCAAUUUCAACCAGAUCCAGCCCAUGGAGGUGCUGUUCUACAUGCGCAGGGGCGGCCCUCCCUGCCUGGGAGGGACUCCGUCUCCAGCUGGCCCUGCUUGCAUCUCGGUAGUGAUUAAUGUCAGUCCUCUGGAAUUUGGGCACGUCCUCCUCGUCCCCAGUCCUGCCCUCUCCUUGCCCCAGGUCCUCAUGCCCGAGGCCCUCCGCUUUGGCUUGGAUGCCGUCCUCCUCAGCACCCACCCGGGUUUCCGCAUCGGUUUCAACAGUCUUGGAGCUUUUGCCUCUGUUAAUCAUUUGCACCUCCAUGGGUUUUACUUGAACUGGGAGCUGCUGGUGGAAACUGCCCCCUGCGUUCCCCUGCUCCCCGAGGCAAGCCUGUAUCGGCUGCAGGAGGUCCCGGCCCCUGGCUUCGUCUUCUACAGCGAGGGGCAGCAGUUAGAGAAGCUCACCCGCUAUGUUGUUCAGGUCACCGACUAUCUGGUAAAGAAGGAGAUUGCACACAACCUCUUCAUAACCCGGGGUGCUAGACCUGAGGGGCCCAUUCAUUCAGAGGCUCGCCCUGGGAUCCGGAUCAUUGUCUGGCCACGGAGAGCCUGCUUUGGUGCCAAAGAAGAGUCUGCCUUCAAUGUGGCCCUCUGUGAGUUGGCAGGACACUUGCCCAUUAAAACAGCCCAAGAUUUCAAGGACCUGACAGAGGCUUCUGCAAUUGAGAUCAUUCAGAAAUAUCUCCUCUCAGAUGGUCAGUUUGCCCGGCUCCAGAGUGACCUAGUUAGCCUCCUUAAAGGGUGAUCUGCCACUGGAUUGUGCCAACUCAAAUAUGCUGCUGUUUUGUCUUUGCUACAGUCUGUUCAGCAAAGGCAAAGCGAAGUCAUCACCCUACAUACACACAGACGACAUGGCAAAACAACAUGCAAGGGUGAUGAUCAAUAAAGGACACAUACAAUUGGA
Messenger RNA from Pogona vitticeps (central bearded dragon), 1441 nucleotides. Lineage: Eukaryota; Metazoa; Chordata; Lepidosauria; Squamata; Agamidae. The record is from RefSeq and is a predicted model, not a curated record.